Molecule: messenger RNA, 1067 nt
Organism: Erythranthe guttata (spotted monkey flower)
Lineage: Eukaryota; Viridiplantae; Streptophyta; Magnoliopsida; Lamiales; Phrymaceae
Product: vesicle transport protein GOT1
Biological process (GO): retrograde transport, endosome to Golgi; endoplasmic reticulum to Golgi vesicle-mediated transport
Source: RefSeq, a predicted model, not a curated record
CAUUAGUAUCUAAUAUCCGGUUCAGCCCAUAUCACCUCUUUUCAGAGAAGAUUAUACCGAACCGCGAGUCAAUAUCUCACGAGUCAACUCGUCCGCGUUCAACCCGAUUGCAAUACCAAUUUCCUUCCGAUUGGGAUCGCGUCAUCGUGCAAAUACCAAUUGCUUGCUUCGCUUAGAAGUUUUACAAGUCGAAUUUUCCCAGCCUCUAUACAAUUACAGUGGUGUAGGGUUUCACUUCGAAAAAAAAUAGUGGGCAAAAUUGCAGCUUUACUGUGAUUGAAUCUGAAUAAUCGGCAAAAAUGAUGUCAUUCGAGAUGAACGAUCGUAAAAAAAUUGGACUCGGUUUGACGGGGUUUGGAGUAUUGUUUUCGUUUUUGGGUAUUAUUUUUUUCUUCGAUAAGGGACUACUUGCAAUGGGAAAUAUCCUGUUUUUCUCGGGAGUGACGCUAACCAUUGGACUCAAGUCAUCUGCUCAGUUCUUUAUGAAACGUUCUAAUUUCAAGGGUACGGUUUCAUUUGGUGUUGGCUUCUUCUUGGUCGUCAUUGGAUGGCCCAUCAUAGGGAUGAUUGUCGAGACGUAUGGCUUUAUUAUACUCUUCAGUGGCUUCUGGCCAACAGUGUCUGUUUUUCUGCAGAAGAUACCUCUCUUUGGUUGGAUAUUCCAGCAACCUUUUGUCAGAUCGUUUAUGGAUCGUUAUCGUGGGAAAAGAGUUCCAGUGUAAAUUUAGCCGUAGUAAGCGCAAGAAGGCUUGUCUGGAGCCCACUUGUAAGUGUUGUAAAAUACGGUUUGGCCAGCGUUUCAGUACUAGCUGAUGACAAAUAUGGUAUACUUGGUUGAUAAAUGGGCUUGAUUUUGUACAUGAUUUCUUAUUUCAAUUCUUUUUUCGCUUUUCAUCAAUGGAAAUUUAAAAAAUCAAUUCUUUUGAGGGGAUACAUAAUAUAGCAUCCGUCAUUUUUGUUUACCGGUUUAUUAGUGAGGCUUGUAGAUUAGUUAGAAGCGCGUUUCAUAUCUAUGGACGAUGUUUUCUUAGCAAUUAUUGAAAUUUGUGUUGGCAUUUUAAUUGGUU